CUCCACUCUCCACUCCGCUCUGAGGUGUGCUCUGCUCUCCGUUGAGUUGCACACAGAGGCGAGCGUCUCGAUAAGUUUGAAUUUGGAAAUAUCGUCCCGUGACUCCAGCGGAAGGCAUAUGUAUUCCGACUUUUGAUUCGAAGAGGAAGGCAUUUUGGAGGACGAUAGUAGUCUUUAUUUUCCAGAAGAGAACAGCAAGUGAGUGAAGGCUGCCUGUGAGCCUUGUUGUCCCGGGGGAGCCUUUUUUUGUUUGGGGUCAGCCGAACUGUACUGGCGCGGUUUCUUCAGCUUGGACAGAAACUGAAAAAUAUUCUCAAAUUCUUUGUGCCUGACGUGUUUGAGUCCACUGGGUUAAGCUGUGAUGAGGAGGGAAUUUAACAGCGGUGAAGCGCCAGACGGAGACAGCGAAAGCUAAGCUCAUCUCACCAACCAACGGUGGUCAACCACCACAGCUUCGACCACAGAAAUACAGACCUGUCUCCUCUCUCAUUAUUCUCCACUUUUUUCUACCCGUCAUUCUCCUUCUUGCUUCUACAUGUGAUUUCUUUUAUCUCAUUCCUAUUUCUCCCUCCUGAUCUACCUCUUCACAUCCUCCUCCCCUCCCUCUCUCCCUCCCUCCCUCCCUCCCUUCCCCUCCUCUCCCCUCCCUCUCUGCUUCUCUGGCAGGCUGCUCAUUGCAGUGAGUCAGUAUCAUGGAGGCAGGCAGCGGGGCUGCCGCAGCGGUGGGGAGUGCAGCACUAGGACUGCUGGGAGCCACAGCCACGUCCAGCCAUGACAUCUUGGACAGGGGCCUAAGGCCUGGACGUCACCUGGAGGACGACGACAUUGUGCCUGAACUGGCAAACAUCCAUCCUAGAGAGCGACCUGACUGGGAGGAGACCAUCAGUGCCAUGGCAAGGAGUGCAGAGAUCCCUGAGCUGAGGACGGAGCCCCUCAUGCGCUCAUGCAGCAGCAGCACGGCCAGCAUGAAGGUCAAGAAUGUCAAGAAACUUAGCUUCACCAAGGGCCACUUCCCCAAACUGGCAGAAUGUGCUCACUUCCACUACGAAAAUGUAGACUUUGGCACAAUUCAGUUGUCCCUAGGGGAUGAACAGUGUGAAGUGACGCGGAACGGCUAUGAGUCGAAGGAGCUGGUGUACUUAGUUCAUAUUUACUGCCAGGGCCGAAGUUGGAUUGUGAAGCGCAGCUAUGAAGAUUUCCGUGUCCUGGACAAGCACCUCCACCUCUGCAUCUACGACCGACGGUUCUCACAGCUGCCUGAGCUGCCUCGAUUGGACAGUCUGACUGACCAGUCAGAGUCAGUUUCUCAGAUGUUGUUGGCAUACCUCUCCCGGCUCUCAGCCAUCGCUGACAACAAGAUCAACUGUGGGCCUGCCCUCACAUGGAUGGAGGUUGACAAUAAGGGAAAUCAUCUGCUGGUUCAUGAAGAGUCAUCUAUCAAUGUGCCAGCUAUUGCUGCUGCCCAUGUCAUCAAGCGCUACAUUGCCCAGGCCUCAGACGAGCUGUCCUUUGAGGUUGGUGACAUUGUGUCAGUGAUUGACAUGCCCCCUAAAGAGGACACCACAUGGUGGAGGGGCAAGCAUGGCUUUCAGGUUGGCUUCUUUCCCAGUGAGUGUGUGGAGCUCAUAAAUGAUAAAGUGCCGCAGUCCAUGACCAACACGGUGCCAAAGCCAGCCUCCCCCUGCUCUGGCCUGCAGCCUGCUUCUUGGAGUCUCUUCCCCCCCUACUUGGAGAUGGAGAAUGUAAUACAGGACAGUGCAUGGGUGGCCGACCCGCUAAACCACUACAGCCUAAGUUCAGUGUCUAAGAAGCACGGGAAGCUGAUCACCUUCUUGCGCUCCUUCAUGAAGUCCAGGCCCACCAAACAGAAACUGAAGCAGAGAGGCAUCCUCCGGGAGAGGGUGUUCGGCUGCGACCUGGGAGAACACCUCCUCAACUCUGGACAUGAUGUACCCCAGGUCCUCAAGAGUUGCACCGAGUUCAUUGAGAAGCACGGUGUGGUGGACGGUAUCUACCGCCUCUCUGGCAUCGCCUCAAAUAUCCAGAAAUUGCGGCACGAGUUUGAUUCUGAGCAGAUCCCCGACCUGACCAAAGAUGUUUACAUCCAGGACAUCCACUGUGUUGGCUCGCUGUGUAAGCUCUACUUCAGAGAGCUGCCCAACCCCCUGCUCACCUACCAGCUCUACGAGAAAUUCUCUGAUGCUGUAUCAGCAGCAACGGACGAAGAACGACUCAUCAAAAUCCAUGAUGUCAUCCAGCAGCUUCCUCCACCGCAUUACAGGACCCUGGAGUUCCUUAUGAGACACCUUUCCCGCCUAGCAGCAUUCAGCUACAUCACCAACAUGCACAGCAAGAACUUGGCCAUUGUCUGGGCACCUAACCUGCUGAGGUCAAAGCAGAUUGAAUCUGCAUGCUUCAGCGGCACAGCAGCCUUCAUGGAAGUCCGAAUCCAGUCGGUGGUGGUGGAGUUCAUCCUCAACCAUGUGGAUGUUCUCUUCAGCACUAAGCUCAGCUCACUAAUACGGGAAGGAGCAGGUCACAACUCAUUGUCACGGCCCAAGUCCCUGCUGGUUUCAUCACCCUCCACUAAACUUCUGAGUCUGGAGGAAGCCCAAGCCAGGACCCAGGCUCAGAUCAACUCUCCAGUCACUGAAGACAGCAAGUACAUCGAGGUGGGCGAAGGUCCAGCUGCCCUGCAGGGAAAGUUCCACACUGUUAUCGAGUUUCCGACUGAGAGGAAGAGGCCUCCUAUUAAAUCCAAGAAGUCUCCUGUGGGUAGUUGGCGUUCUUUCUUCAACCUGGGCAAGUCUUCCUCCAUGUCCAAGCGCAAGCUGCACCGUAACCCUAGUGAACCUAAUGAACUAAAGGCUAUGGCUCUGGCCGGAGGCAGAGGAGACACUGCAACGUUAAGAUCAGCCAAAAGUGAAGAGUCAUUGAGCUCCCUGCACAAUGUUGAAGGAGAGUCCAAGGUGUACCGUCCUAGGCGGCCACGCUCCAGCAGCGACGCCCUGUCAGCUUCUUUUAAUGGCGAGCUGCUGGACAGCCGGCAGCACUGCAACUCCUAUGACAACCUGGGUGCCACAGAAGACAGCGACGGAGACGACGGGCCCAUCUGUGUGCCUGCCCUCAUAUCACCUCCCCGCUCAGCAGGUGAAGAUGUGGACCUCAGCCCGCCAGACAUUGGCAUGGCCUCCUUGGACUUUGACCCCAUGUCUUUCCAGUGCAGUCUCCCCGACACCUCCUACUCCUUUCCCCUAGAUGACUCACCUGCUGGGGCUGAGGGUUCCACGUUAAAGAGGAGCCCGGGCAGUGUCUGUGGCAAGACCAAUGGCUCUAACCUCAUCUCUACCACCAUCCUGGGUAGCUUGAUGUCGCCCGUGUUGUCCACAGACUUGAGCGUGGCUGCUGGAGAGAAGGUGGAAAGCAAGAAACUGACCACUUCCUAUUCUUACACUGAUAAACCCACACAGGCUGUGUCGCCUAUUAAAUGUGGAAAAACCACUAGUUUGACCCCAUUUGCAACUUCAGAGCUUUUCUCUACAGAGACGCCUGACCAGAACACAGCGGGACAGGUUGUGUCUCCACAACCAUUAUCUCCUCCUUCAAUAGCCAAGGACUCUCCACCCCUGAUGGGCAGUGUGCUGUUGCGGGCAGCUGAGCCAUCACUAAGUGAAGCUUUCCAAAUGGAGCUGCACUCUAAACUGGCAGCCUUUGACAGUGUGGACAGUCGAGAGCUGAAGGGAGAGGACAGCAUACAGCAGGCGCCAGCUGCAAGCAGCCAGGAGCAUCAAGGAGUCGUAGCUCCGGAUUCUUCAAAGGACCUCACCCCUCGUUCCCUCAGCUCUUCAGCUCCCACUACUGCUCCUCCUCCUCCCCCUCCUAAAAAUGCUGCCCGCAUGUUGGCCCUGGCUCUUGCUGAGUCUGCUCAGCAGGUCUCCAUUCAGUCUCAGUCCAGGUCCUCUGAGCCCCCCACACCGGUGUCCCCUCUGCAGCCACAGGAGGCCUCACACUUCCAGGACUUGCCACAUCCACUGGUCCAACAUUUCCAGCUGCUAUCUGAGGAAGGGGCAGGGAGAGGAAGUUCUCCACCACCAAACAGCACUGCUCCAAAUGUCACCCCAGCCUCAUCUUAUACCUCUGCUUCCAGUCCUACAAUCAAACAGCAGCCUCUAGAGUUAACCAGCACCAUUACCAAGCCAUCAGACAGUACCAAGUCCUCUAUAACUCCACCUGGAACACAGCCAGAAACAGACCCCACACCACCAGACACUCCUUUUUACAAGUGUGCCCCUCACUCCAGUUCAACCAGCCUGACUUCCCCAAUAAGGAAAAGUCCAGAGAGGCAGCAGCCUGUCACAGGACACGUUCCAGGCUGCACCAGCUCAACUAAUACAAGUCCAGCGACCUUGCCCAGUGGCAGCUGCAAAGAUAAUGGAGUUUUACCACAGCCUGUUCCUGAGGUCAAACCAGAGGAGACUGUACCACCCCCAGUCCUUCCAAAACCAUUAGAACAGCCACCUCCAACAACUCAAAAGCCCAAGAAGCAGGCUGUCUCACUGCCCCAGCACCAAACACAAACUCAGCAGCAGAGCCUAGCUCAGAUACAGCCUCAUCUUCCAGCACAGCCUAUGACACAGCCUCAUCUACAGUCUCAUCUGCCAUCACAGCCUCACACACAAUCUCAGACACAGGUCCAACCCCAAACCCAACCUCAGCUCCCCCUAAAGGCCAGCGCAAGAGUGGCCCCCACCUCUGCUGAGCCUGUUGAGAAGCCUUGGGAGGCCAUAAAGCCUGUACAGCCUUGUACAGAGUCUGAAAAGUACCAUGACGUGUACGGACCCACACCUCCUGCCCCUCCUGUCCGCACCAUAGAGAGCAAAUUGGCCACAGCAGCACUCAGCCAAAGUGAAGCCUCCUACCAUAUCCUGGGUGAGGGCCCUUUGCCUGGCCAUUUGGAGGAUGCUCUGCCUCACCAUCCUCCUUCUCCUCGUAAAUCUUCCACGCACCCGCCAGCCUACCUAUACCACGCUAAAGGAGAACCAGUUUUAAUUGAACCUCCAGGAGCUGCAUACUACCACCAGAGGUCUAUUCCCCUAGGCCCACAGUCCAUUCCACACCACUUCCGACCAGACAGUGUCCCCCCACACCUCUCUUAUGUAUCCAAAUCUGAGCCUCAGAUACCUUAUAGUGCCCGACUAGACAACAGAUACAGCACUUUAGGCCCCAGGUCCUACCACCACUCUAUGAAGUCCAGAGGAAACCCUCGCAGUGUGUAUGUGUCUCCAGGGCCAGGGCAUCAGGGUUAUAGCCAUGACAGACCCCAAGGCUAUCCCACCAUCCGCAGAGUGCACUCACUCCAUGUUCCUUCCACUAUCCGCUCAGUGCCCAUCCAAAGAACUGAAGUUCCUCCAGAUGAUGAUAUGUUCUUCUACCAUCGGCCCGUGUAUCAGUGCAAAGCCUACCAGCAGCCCCCGCAGCAGUCCUCACAAGCUGACUACCAUGUCACCCAGCUGCAGCCUUACUUUGAGAAUGGACGGGUUCAGUAUCGUUACAGUCCGUACUCUGGUUCCGGCCCUUUGGAAGCACCUUACUAUGACAUUGACCCUUACGGCACCAUCCGAGUCCGGCACUUCCACUCACAUGGCAGCCGAGAUCUGGGAAACGCUGCUGGCCGACCGGGUGGAAAGGCAACUGGGUACCACUACCUUGCUCGCCUUCCACCUGGGAAGGAGCACAGCUUUGUGAGCAGGGACAUGCCACCCAGUCAUGGGACCAAGGAGGCUGCUGCUUACCUCGCGUGGGACCCCGAGGAGUCAGAAAGGCUCCGCAUGCACUCCAUCCGCAGGGAGAGCAGAGCCAGACAGAAGAUUAAAGGCCCUGUCCUCUCUCAGUAUGACAAUGUCGGCUUGUUUGCACCAGCAGAUAUAUCAGGUUAUGAAACCCUGCACCUGCGCAGCAAAUCUGACCCAGGUAAAGCUGUGCUGGUUGCAGCCGAAAGCAAGGAUGGGCGCUACCUUCCCAGACACAUGGUGUCAGACCCUGAUGUCCUUGUGUACAUGGAGACUGACAAGCAUGUCCAGGGCAGCACAGCGGGUGACAAGUCAGAUGGGCUCACCAAGCAAAGCAGUUCCAAGAAAUACCAAUCCUCUCACUCCCUUCCAGCUUCUCUGAGCCACAGUCUGUCCCAUCAGCAGGAGAGCGGCCGACACGAGGCCAAGUAUGAGACUGGAGACGACAAGCUGGGUGGAGAUGGCAGCAGGUCAAAACACUGGCAGCAGGAAUAUCCCAACAAGAGGAACUUCCAACCACGGUACGAGUGUCCUGAUUCUGACCUCCACCAGAGUAAAGGGAAAACAUCAAGCAGCUACCAUAGUACAGACGACCAGCCAUCAGCCCCCAGGGAACAACACUCCCGCUCCAAACCGGAGCGAUCACACAGCAUCCGAGAGCAGCAGCACUACAGCCAGGGAAACCCUGAACUGGACAGAGAUUACUCAUAUCAGAAACACACCACUAAAACAGUGCAGUCCCACUAUGAUAACUUGGACGAUUAUCACCCAGUACCUCAGCCUCAGGCCCCUGUUCAAAAACGUGGAGGCUCUGGCUCCUAUCCGGCUCCAGGAUUCACAGUGAGCCACAACAACAGAGCAUACUCCACAGCACUGGGCCAGGGAGCCUUCAUCCAGACUGACCUGGCCAUACAGAGGCCAGAGACAGAGAUCCGUACAGAAUGAAGCAUUUAGAGGAGAAAACAUGUGGAAUUCUCUUUAGUUGUGUAGAAGAAAGACUCUAUUGAACUACGGUUGCAGCCUCUGCAGGACAGUGGACUGUUCUAUCACCAAUAUUUUUGCUCCUCUGUAUUUUUAAUGAAUUGUAAAGAAAAUUGUAAGACUUUUUACAGAAAGUCCUGAAUGUACCUGAAAUUAUUGUCCAAGAGGUCAUAUUAUUGUGAUUGAUUGAGACAGUAGCCAGUCAUAAAUGUAUAUGAUAUGAUAGAUGUAAGGUACUUUAAACAGGAACACAAAAAUGUUAAAAAAAAAAAAAAAAUCUCUCUCUCUAAAUAUAUAUAUAUAUACAUAUAUAUAUAUGUAUAUAUGUGUGUAUAUAUAUAUAUAUAUAUAUAUAUAUAUAUAUAUAUAUACAUAUACAUAUGAGUAGAAUAACUAGAAAAAGGGAUUUUAGUUGUAUUUUGUUUUUGUUUUUGUUUUUUUCUUAGGUGUGGCGCUGGGUAUAAGCAUCAACUGGGAUUACGGUUUGCAUUUUAGAAAUGCAUGCACUCUAUCUCUUACAGAACAGUUCUGUGUACUUCACUAUCCAUUGCGUUAUUUCUGGAUGUUACAGCACAAGUUAUUGAAGGACAGAUGUAGGUCAUCGUGCCCUCCCUCUGCUAAUAUGUACACAAGUAGGCGGUACGGCAGUUUGUCUGUGUUUGUCUUGAGGAACCCGACUGGGUGUGAGGUUUGAUAGGGAGCUGCAGUGGGUUACUUUGAGUGAAGAUAAUGGUUAUCAAUGUCUUAUUUUCUGUGUGACUGUGCCAUUUUUAUGUAACUUUGCUAUAAACAGAUUUCAUUGACUCCUAAUGGAAUGUUUUGUUUGUUCUUCAUUGGAAGAGGGACCAAAUGACUUGGCGCAGUUGUUGCACAUACAGGAUAAAGAGGGGAAGAUGGAUGAAUGCAAAUGUGUAAGCAGAUGUGUAAGAGGUUAUUUUUAUUUCCUUUUUUUCCCACCACAUUCACAGUACUUUUGUGAACUGAACUAACGAAUAAAGCUGAAAACAAUGUCCUCUCAAACAACGUGGUGAAGAACAUGUUGCCGCUGCUUUGUGGAAAAAAACAACUUGAUGAUGAGCCUUAAAUUUUGUUCCAACAGAACAUAUUUUGUUUACCAUUGUCAUAAUGCAAAACAUUGUGAUAUCUAGAUUUAAGAUCACUUUUGAUGAUUCUAGACAGUUCAGGGUUGACAGCUGACCUACUGGGGGUAUUUAGUUUUGUAUUGCCUCACUGGUUUGGAAUUUAAAACUAUGAGGGAGGGAUUUUCUUUUUUUUUUUUAAUAUCUGGGUCCAUUUAUUUUCAGGCUGGAAAUCGAUGUAUAGUACAUUCAUCUGGUAUUAUACUACAUGCCUUUUUGGUUUACCAUAAUGUAUGAAUUACAAUAUGUUUCAAAUAUGUUUAAAUCCAGGUUGUACUCUGUAACUGUUUGACUUCUCUAUCGCUUGCAGGUUUUGCUCCUCUUGCCUUAUCUAAAACCUUUUCAGAUGGGGAAUUGAAGUAAGGCACUGUGUACUUGAAUGUGAAAACACUCUUGUCUCAAACUAGAGGUAUCUACAGUUAGAUAUGAAAUAAAUAAAACUGUUCAGGAAUAGCUAAAA
Messenger RNA from Epinephelus moara (kelp grouper), 8369 nucleotides. RefSeq names its product Rho GTPase activating protein 32b (gene arhgap32b). NCBI's taxonomy places the organism in Eukaryota, Metazoa, Chordata, Actinopteri, Perciformes, Serranidae. The transcript is spliced from 25 exons. Gene Ontology annotation, cellular component: cell cortex; Golgi apparatus; actin cytoskeleton. Bases 693 to 6734 code for a protein of 2013 amino acids. Gene Ontology annotation, molecular function: phosphatidylinositol phosphate binding; protein binding; GTPase activator activity. The record is from RefSeq and is a predicted model, not a curated record. Gene Ontology annotation, biological process: small GTPase-mediated signal transduction.